Ectocarpus sp. CCAP 1310/34 is the source of this 660-nucleotide messenger RNA. Lineage: Eukaryota; Phaeophyceae; Ectocarpales; Ectocarpaceae. The record is from the annotation of a GenBank genome assembly.
AUGGUUGUGCGCGUGGAAUUCAGAUACAAGUGUCCAUUUGCAUUUCGCGGGAUUUACCAUCGAUGUGGCCGCCUUGGAGAGGAGGGUUACGAGUUCAUCGAUGAACUUGCGACACAUGCCGUGGGAGGAAGGGACGGAGGAACGAUGGCUCUGAAAGGAGUCUUCAAGGAACGACUUCUUCAGAUCGUUUCGGUGGCUACACAGGUGGCCAUAUCUCGGCGAGUGCAGAGGUACAAGCUCGCAUUGCGCGGGCGUCAAGACGCCGAAAACAGGCGAACAAGAUCGACCUCGGACCAGUCAACGCCAAUGAUAUGGGGAUGGAGUGUAGACGCAUCGUAGAACGCGUUUUCGUUUGAAGUUGGCGUCUUGUUUGAGAGUAGAUGUGACAGAUUUGCGUAGAAUAGGGUAAGAUGUUAUCAUGAACGGAGAUGAAAGGGCUUUUCCAACACGGAGAUGUAGCAUGGAUCAAAGCAUUUGUUGGAUUUCAGCUUUUACAAGCGGACAUCAACGCAGUAGUAUUUUAGCAAGCUUACGAACGCAUAUAGGAUACCAUCAGGAUUGUCAUUGGUAAGUUGAAGAGGAGAUACUUUUACGAUGUAAAUGACAGUAGAAAUAAGUCCUACAUAUGUUGUUGUACUUCGUAUUGGUUUAAUAUUCAUG